Molecule: messenger RNA, 1262 nt
Organism: Theobroma umbraticum
Lineage: Eukaryota; Viridiplantae; Streptophyta; Magnoliopsida; Malvales; Malvaceae
Source: RefSeq, a predicted model, not a curated record
AUGGGUUGGUGGUGUAGUUGGGUAGCAACCAGAAGAGCACUAUAUCUCCUGGCUUUGUGGAUGAAUGCUGAGGACCAAAAUGCUGUGUUGUUUGUGCUUGCACUUGGAUGUUGUCUGGGAUUCACCAGGCCAGAUCAGAAGGUACACCUUGACUACCUUGAAGCUGGUGCUGAUAUUAUUAUCGCAGCGUCCUAUCAGGCCACCAUACAGGGGUUUGAAGCAAAAGGCUUUUCUAGGGAAGAAAGUGAAACCUUGCUUAAAAAAAGUGUGGAAAUUGCCCUCGAGGCAAGGGGUAUAUAUUAUGAAAGAUGUAAUAAAAAUUCUCGUGAUGGGUUAGGAGAUGGUAGGAUACUGAAAAUUCGUCCCAUCUUAGUUGCAGCAUCUGUAGGCAGCUAUGGGGCUUAUUUGGCUGAUGGAUCUGAGUACAGUGGGGACUAUGGUGAUGCAAUGACAAUAGAAGCUUUGAAAGAAUUUCAUCGCAGAAGGGUUCAGGUCCUGGCAGAAGCGGGUUCUGACCUAAUAGCAUUUGAAACAGUUCCAAACAAGAUAGAAGCUCAGGCUUAUGUCGAACUCUUACAGGAAGAAGGCAUAAAGAUUCCUGCAUGGUUCUCUUUCAACUCAAAAGAUGGCAUCAAUGUAGUUAGUGGUGAUUCUUUGCUUGAAUGUGCAUCAAUUGCCGAAUCAUGCAAGCAAGCUGUUGCUGUUGGAAUCAACUGCACACCUCCUAGAUUUAUUCAUGAGCUGAUUUUAGCUAUUAAGAAGGUCACUACCAAACCAAUAAUUAUAUAUCCCAAUAGUGGUGAGAGGUAUGAUGCAGAUCGGAAGGAAUGGGUGGAAAAUACUGGAGUCUCAGAUGAAGAUUUUGUCUCCUACGUAAGCAAAUGGUGUGAGGUUGGGGCUUCCCUGGUAGGAGGUUGUUGUAGAACUACUCCUGAUACUAUCCGAGCCAUAUACAGGGCACUUUCUCCUAGAUCCCCUGAUGCACCCAUGCAGUAAAUAAAUAGAGCAGGUUGAUUAUGUAUGCAACUGGAUGCUGAGGUGCCUUAACUUUUAAGUUUCUAACUUCUUUCCCAGUUUUAGUUUGAAGACAAUACCUGCACAAGCUUUGCCUAACAUCUGGUGUGAAUUGCUAGUGCCGUGUUUCCUUAGUUUUUAUUUUAUAUUUUUGGUCUAACUGAUGUUUGUUGAAGGUUAAAUACUUAUGUGUAGUAUUGGCCUUUAGUUCAAGCAAAGCAAAGCAAUGUUGUUGGUCUUUAUCCCUA